UUUCAUCCUAACAAAAUGCAGCAAUCAGAUAAGAAAAUGGCAAGAAUCGGUUCAUUCCGACACAGUUUCUUAGAAAAGAGCAAAGAGAGACUCAUUGCUAAAAAGGAUCCUCAAUACCACCCUUACGAUUUCGAUCCCAACCAACAACAACCACCUAAACGUGGUUUCAAUCUCGACGCAAUUUCUGAACGUGUCACCAACAUUCGCAAUGCCUCCACUAAUUUCAUCAUUAAACUAUACGAGAUGGGUCGCAAUGAUCAACGCAAAGUUGUUUUCGCCAUGAAAGCUGGUUUAUCUUUGGCUCUUGUUUCUCUUUUCGUUUACAUUAAAGAAGAAGAAUUUAAUAAAUACUCUAUUUGGGCUAUUCUCACUGUUGUCGUUGUUUUUGAAUUCAGCAUAGGUGCUACCCUUAACAAAGGGUUCAAUCGUGCUUUGGGAACAGUUUCAGCUGGACUUAUUGCUUUGGUCAUUGCAAGAUUAUCUGUUUCUGUUGGUGGAGCUUUUGAGGAACUUAUUAUUGUCAUUGCUAUUUUUUUUGCAGGGUUUUGUGCAAAUUAUGUGAAGCUGUAUCCUGCAAUGAAGCCUUAUGAAUAUGGAUUUCGCGUAUUCUUGUUAACAUUUUGCAUUGUGUUGAUAUCCGGGAGACACGGAAUGAAGUUUAUAACCACUGCUUUUUAUAGAUUGGUUCUUAUUGGUGUUGGUGCUGGUGUGAGUUUGUCUGUCAAUAUUUGCAUUUACCCUAUUUGGUCUGGCGAGGAUCUCCACAAAUUGGUCGUAAAAAAUUUCCAUGGAGUUGCUGGAUCUUUAGAAGGUUGUGUAAAUGGAUAUCUACAAUGUGUUGAAUACGAGAGGAUCCCAUCUAAAAUACUUGUAUAUCAAGCCUCUGAUGACCCUCUUUACCGUGGUUAUAGAACAGCAGUGCAAUCUUCAAGCCAAGAGGAGACUUUGGUAGAUUUUGCAUUAUGGGAACCACCUCAUGGUCCAUACAAGAUGUUCAAUUAUCCUUGGAAAAGCUAUGUGAAACUUAGUGGAGCAUUGAGGCAUUGUGCUUUCAUGGUCAUGGCAAUGCAUGGAUGCAUACUUUCAGAAAUACAGUCACCCCCGGAAAAGAGGUUGGUAUUCUAUCAAGAACUUCAGAAGGUUGGUGCCGAAGGAGCUAAAGUAUUACGUCAACUAGGAAGCAAAGUCGAAAAGAUGGAGAAGCUAAGCAGAAGUGACAUUCUGUUAGAAAUUCAUGAGGCAGCUGAACUAUUACAGAUGAAGAUUGAUAGCCAUUCAUACCUUCUAGUCAAUUCAGAGAACUGGGAAGCUGUAAGACAACACCAGUCUAGACAAAAUGAAAAAUCUCAAAAUUUGAUCGAUGAAAAUAAUAAGCAGUUGGCGACCAAUGAAUUGGGAGACGAUUCAAAACUUAGUAUAAGCAUACAACAUUCAGUGGCUGAGUCGAGCUUCGCGCAAACCAUGAACAAGAGCUUAGUAUCAUGGCCUCACCUCUCUUUUUGCACUGAUGUUAUACUAAAUGAGGCAGAAUCUAAAGUUUAUGAAAGUGCUAGCUCAUUGUCUUUGGCUACAUUUGCUUCGCUUUUAAUCGAGUUUGUUGCAAGACUUCAAAAUCUUGUGGAUGAAUUCCAAGAUCUUAGUGAGAAGGCUAAAUUUAAAGAUCCAUUUGAUCAACCUAUAGUAAAUUAA
This is a messenger RNA of Trifolium pratense (red clover), 1689 nucleotides long. RefSeq names its product aluminum-activated malate transporter 4-like. Gene Ontology annotation, biological process: malate transport. The record is from RefSeq and is a predicted model, not a curated record. Gene Ontology annotation, cellular component: plant-type vacuole membrane. Bases 16 to 1689 code for a protein of 557 amino acids. NCBI's taxonomy places the organism in Eukaryota, Viridiplantae, Streptophyta, Magnoliopsida, Fabales, Fabaceae. The transcript is spliced from 6 exons.